Messenger RNA from Polychytrium aggregatum, 5412 nucleotides. RefSeq lists its product as uncharacterized. The transcript is spliced from 26 exons. Gene Ontology annotation, cellular component: ciliary transition zone. Gene Ontology annotation, biological process: non-motile cilium assembly. The coding region runs from base 295 to 5217 and encodes 1640 amino acids. The record is from RefSeq and is a predicted model, not a curated record. NCBI's taxonomy places the organism in Eukaryota, Fungi, Chytridiomycota, Chytridiomycetes, Polychytriales.
GCGUUCAGCGAAGAAGUCGGAACCCAGUUGCAUUUGACCGGAUUGUGCACAAUUCGCAGUGCAAACGGCGGUGUCGGCAUGCCCGCGAAGGGCCGAGGGAAUGGCGCGCUGCUCUGGCCGUCUUGAUCGGCAGGUCCGCUGGAGCAAGGACGGAUCAGUCGCAGGCGGCCGAGAGUUGCUGGCACCCCCCCCCAGAAGCAGCUUGGGUAUCGGCUUUGGCGAGACUGCAUCGUCAGCGCUCUUCACAGCCCAGUUGCGAUCCCGGAAUCUCUCCCCCCAAGCCGACCGAGCAAGAUGAACCGCGAGCGCGGGGGUGGAGGCCUCGUUGCCGGCGGUGUGGAGUCAUCCCGGAACGAUAAGCAUGCCCAGAUCGAAGAUCAAGUUUUCAAGCUCAAAGAUGAGAAUCUGCUGCUCAAGAAAAAGCUGAAUGCACAGGACGACAUCACCAAAAAGCUGAUCACCAAGGUGCAGCGGCUCACCGAAGAUCUCAGCAAGCAACGUCUCCCAGACGAGUACCCGACACGAGAUACUCUGGAUGCGCGGCCAUCAAAGACAGCCGGAGCAGCCAGACGCGAUGCAAAGGUGCUUGAAGACCUUGAAGACUAUCAAAGCCAGAUUCAGGAUCUGUCAAAGGCCAAUCGACAGCUUCGGCAAAAAGUCCAGUACUUUCGGUCCCUCCAUGAAGCCGAGACUCGCAAGCGAGGGCCCUAUGACCACAUCCCACCACGGGUCAAGACGGGAGCACACAAAAAGAUGCAUCCGACCCUGACGGUGAAGGAGCGGCCAAGGCCACAGCCGGAGGAGCCGGAGGAGAUGGAGCCUCCGCCAGAGCAAGAGAUUCCCGACACACACCUUGAGGAAAACUACCAGCUCAACGAAGAGAUAGCCGAGUUUCAGAAGCUUGUGGCAAUGCUGCGAAGUCAACUGAGCCAGUCGGAGGAGUGCCGUUGCGAUGUCCAGCGACAGCUCGAUCUUCUACAGGAAGAAUAUCAGCGGUCGCAGGCCCAGAACGAUAUCGACCGUCUCGCCCUGCAGCGCGAGAUCACCGAAAAGACAAAGCGACAACGGGAUCUCGAAGUCAAGCUGGACAACUCGCUGUCCAAAAACCAGGCCAUGAAUGUUUCGUAUGAGGAUGCUGUUGCCACCGUCCGAGUCCUGACCGAGGAGCUCAAGGAUGAGCGCAGAAAGCUUGUUGAGGCAAAAUAUCUCAUGCAACAGAUGGAAGACGAUCGACAGCGCGAGGCCGAGCUCAGGGAAAUCAUCGCAGACUUGCGAGCCGAGAAAGAGCUCCUCGAGCAAGAAAUGAGCAAUGUGCUUAGCAGCCAAUUCAGCACCGGGCGGGACGAAGGGCUCCUCUCCGAGAUCGAGAGGCUGAAGAAGAUGAAUGCAGAUCUGAGGGAGACAAUCUCUGAACAUUUGGAGAGCGAGAAGGAGUUACAUGCUCAAAUCAGUACCGCCGAAGAGCGGUACACUGAGUCUCAGCUGGAGUGCAAAUCAGCAAGGCAUCGGAUUGAAGAGCUCCUGGACGAGUUGAGCAGGCUUCGGGAGCGACUGUCCGUCUUUGACCGCUACGGUGGUAUCGACAUGAACGACAUCGAGGAGGCCUUGACAUUGCUCCGGCUGAAGAAGGAGAAAGGAAUCACCAUUGAGUUUCUGCUCAACUUUGAGGACAAUGGCGAGGAGAAGGUAUUGCUCCGCAACCUCCGCGUCGAGCACGCGGAGUGCGUCGUGGAGCUCGAAAAGUACAAAAAGCUGUUCCACCUGCAAGAGAAGAUCAGUGGCGACUACAAACUGGAGAUUCUCGAACUCAACCAGAAAAUCGAGGCCAUACAGAACGAGUAUGAGCUGAAGCUGGAGGAGGAUUCACGGCUCCUGGACCUCCGUGCCAACAAGAUAUCCAAGCUAGAGGCACAGCUCAAGAGCAUGGCCUACGGCACAACUAAAGUGAACGGCACGAUCGUUGACUCGGCCGAAGACUACGAUAGCAUUGUGCUUGCAAAGGGACAAAACCUCAUCGAGAUCCACAUCGAAGGGUGUGUUUUCAGUCAAAGCGCCACAAGGUUCUUUGAGCGCGCCUUCCGAAGUUCGUCUGAGGACAUGAAGAGCAUGACAACAUUCGUGUCCUUUGAGUUUUUCGAAUUCGAGAUCCAGGCCAGCCCUCUUGGUAUCGGCGUCAAGCCCGUGUAUUCGUUUUCUUCAAAAUACAAGGUCUUUGUCGAUGACUUCUUCCUGCUGUAUAUGCAAACUCAACCCAUGUCGAUCUAUCUGAUGCGUGCCGAUGGCGUGGAGUUUUCCGAAAUCGGCUCCUGCAAUGUCGUAUUCAAAGAUUUGAUGGAUCCCCGGCGAACGGAGCGCAUUCAGUAUUACGCCGACAUAGUCAGCAGCGUCGACAAUAAAACCAUCCUGGGCAAAUUGGAAUACUCGCUCAGGGCUCGCAUCCCCAUGGUUGAUGCAAUCAGAGCAUUCAAAGAGAGAAUCGUCGCCCUGAAUCUGACAACCGUCCAUGAUGAGACCGAGAACAGCAAGCGAUUCAUGUCCCGAACCAAUAUGAAUGAGCUCCUUGUCCGAAUAGUGCGCUGCACUGGACUAAAAGGCCCGCCCAACCGAUCACCGGCGCCGUACGUGACGUUUAGACUCUACUCUUAUGACGACGUAUCAACGGAAACCAUCGCAAGCACACACAAUCCCCUGUUCAACUUUGUGAGGCUCUUCCCGAUGCCGAUGAAUCUGGACGUGCACAACUACCUCCGCUCCGAAUAUCUGGACCUGUUUGUCUUGGACGACAAUCCCGACCAGGAUGACUACAUCUAUGGAGUCGCUCGCGUUCCUCUCGUUCAGCUGGCCGAAGACGGGUCUGUCCAAGGCGAGUUCGAGAUCCGAGAGGAGCAUGGUGUCGUCCGCGGAUAUGUGUCGGUGUCCAUGUCUUGGGAACGACCCUAUACCAUCAACAACAAGCCGGCAAUCGUCGAGCUAGAAGAGCAGCUCAAGUCCAUAUGCAAGCAACCGAGGGACAGCGACUCUGACCUGCUCUUGGAGAACCAUAGAGAGCUCCCGACCAAGCCGGUGGCUCGCGCUGGUUCACACGGCACUCGAGCGCAAUUGGCUUCCAAACGGAGCGCCCCCUCUCCACUCCUCCAAGACGGGGACAGCUCGUCAUCAUGCAGUCGACAGAACGUUCGCUUGGAUCGAAGCUCUGCAGCCGAUGGAUCCGAGGGCGGGUCGAGACAUGACCGAAGGAGCUGUUCGGAUGAAUCAAUCGCCGAUGUGCGCGCCGGCAACACUCACUCUCAAAGGUGUGCAGGCAACCCGGAGCGCUCGAGUGCGUCGCUCUCAGGCAGCUCCGAGUCAGGACCCCGGCUUGAGCGAUCCAUGGGUCAAAACAGCCCCUCAAACAACAACACGGGAGGGCGCUCCGUCGAUCGCCGCAACGAGAGCCACGGGCCAGAGUCGGCACAUUCAUCGAGCGAGAACUUUGAAAGCAGUGCAGGUAGCUUCCGUCUCAUCAAUGGAGCCAGCUCUAUGCCUCCAGACCAGGACACUGCCAGCCGAAGCGAUACCUCCUACGGCUCGUCCCGCUCUCGCCAAAGUAUGCGCCGGAAAACACGCCGACGGGGACCCAGUCCUGGGGACUCCAAGUCGAGUCUGUUGUCAGAAGGUGGUCAAGAGCCAAGAACCAAGCGGGGAAUACAGGCGGAAGGCCUCCAAAAACCAGCAGCUAGCCUUAAUGAGCUAUCCCGGAAUCAGAGCGAGCACCAGCGAAACGCAUCAACUGCCAGCAGUCGCUCGCUGUCAUCGACGGGCCAGAUUCGCCAAAGCACGUCUACUAGCUCGUUUCAAAGUGACUCGCAAGGCAGCUCAGAUGGUCGUCAGCGGCUCGGUCGUGAGCGGGACCAAGUGCAGCGAGCAACAGACUACAGCCGCCGUUCAACAGAACCGGAGCAACGGUCUCUUGGAGGAUCGAGAGACUCUGUUGGCCCGUCGUCUGGCUCUUUAGCAUCCGGCUCUGGUUCGGUGGCGCGCCUGAACCCCAGGAUAUCGGAUAAGACCGACAUGAACAGUCGCCGCAGUCCUGAGAGACUGCCACUUGAUAAACAGCCAUCUGAUGAACAGCCUCUUGCUGAACAGCAUCGUGAAGGACCUGAUGCCACUCGCGCUGCAUUUUCGAAUCACAGCCGAGGCAGCAACGAGAGUAUCUCGUCACAACAUAGCGCCCGGUCGUCGACCUCGGCACAAAGUCAUGCAAGCAGUCAGAACGACUUUGACAGUCAAUCUGUCGGCUCUCCAGCAAGCAUGGGUCCCCAACCAGCAAGCAUGGGUCCCCAACCAGCAAGCAGUCAAGGUGCCCAAUCUACUCAGUCUGCUCGACCCAUUCAAUCUGCUCAGCCUGCUCAGUCUGCGCCGAGCGCCGGAACUCUGGCCGAGUCAGAUUCGGAAGCAUCGGAUCGCGGCUCGAAUGUGUCGUCACAGGGCCGGAGAACUCCCAAGCCACCGCCUUUGCCAACUGUCCAUGAAUCUGGCGAGUCGGGCUGGAGCAUCGGAAACCUGCUGGGCCAGAAACCAGCCGCCGAUUCACAGAGUCAAGCUUCCGAGCCUUCUAUCGGCGGUCAAGAGGAACAGCAGUUCGUGAAUCGCUCCAGGGACAAGCUUGGGGCCCAGCGGGACGACAGCGAUCGGUCGCAUCGGCACCAAGAUCAGUGCGCCUUCUCGAUCGAGCUGGUUGGUCUUCAGUUCGACGUUUCCGACGAAGAUGUCUGCGAGAUCAUCGAGGAGGUCGAGCAGCUCUAUGCAAGCUACGACUUCCUGGGCUAUCCACUCGAGAGCCUCGAGACACCCUCGGUGACGAUAGGCGACGAUGGAUUUGCUCGCUUCGACCACAGCAACGAUUUCGACAUGAGCCUGGAUCGGUCCCCGCGCGAGCGACGCUCUCUGUGUCAAAUGCUGACUUCGACCGAGCCCUCCGAGUCCAGGAUCCUCAUCACCGUUGUCAACGAGCCAGGCCCCGGCUCCGAGAACAGCCAGUCCGGACCCCAGCCGACCCAGGCCAGCGAGCUCGGAUAUGCCGAGCUCGAUGUGCGCGAUGCACUGGAAUACGGACGCGACACCUACGAGGAGCUGCUGCCGGUGACGACCCCAGACGGAGCCUUCUGCCUUGGGCAGCUGCGGAUCGUGCUCCGCGGUUGCGACGCCCUUCGAGAACUCAUCGGCGGUGCGGACUGAAACGGCCAGAGUCAUCGUGAGCGCGGCCGCUGCGGGUGGGGUGCUACACCGCGAAUGCCGAUUGUCCCUGGCCAAGCAGCCGUCAGCCUGGCUCACCCUUGCCCGCAGUCGAUGUUUCAUGUUGGCACCAAGCACAGAGCAGGACGCCUGUCAUAAAUCCUCGCUGCAUCGACCUGUCGCUCGAUUCAUAUAGGC